This is a messenger RNA of Apis mellifera (honey bee), 4815 nucleotides long. Its product is annotated as citron Rho-interacting kinase. The coding region runs from base 295 to 4716 and encodes 1473 amino acids. Gene Ontology annotation, cellular component: cytoplasm; cytoskeleton. NCBI's taxonomy places the organism in Eukaryota, Metazoa, Arthropoda, Insecta, Hymenoptera, Apidae. The record is from RefSeq and is a predicted model, not a curated record. The transcript has 12 exons. Gene Ontology annotation, molecular function: protein serine/threonine kinase activity. Gene Ontology annotation, biological process: actomyosin structure organization; peptidyl-threonine phosphorylation.
GUGUUAAAACAAAAUAUAUACUUUUAAAUAUAUUAUUUUUCUGAUGAACAAUGGUACAAAGACGUUGUUAUAUAAUCGAAAAUGAUUGUAUACUUGAUAAAAUCAUGAUUAUUUGUGUUAUUUUAUUCAUGCAGGUUAUAAAUCAUAGGAAUUUUGUAAAGUUUAAUGCUUGUGCAAUAUGCACAUAAUAGAAGUUUGAUCUGUAUCGUCGAUUAAACUAAGCAAAAAAAAACAUAUGUACUUAUAUAUUGCAAUAUUUCGCGCUUUUUCUCGAAUAACGCGUCUGUAUAAAUAAUGUCGCAACGCAUUGAUAACACAAUGCAACAACUCGAAAGAGAAUUAGUUGCAACAAGAUCAGAAUUGAGUGGAAUAAAAAGAACAUUAGAAUUAGAACGCCAAGAAAGAAGAGAUUUAGAAACUAAAGCUUUAAGUUUAAUAAAAGAUGCUAAACGCAAAUGGGAAAAUGCAGAGAAGGAAAAAAUUACACAGUUAAAUAAACAUAUUGAAUCACAAACUGUAAGAAUUACAGAAUUAUGCACCAGUAAUAAUGAAAUGAGUUCAAGAUUGCAAAGAACAGAAUGUGAACUUCAGACAGCAAAUGCAGAAUUACACAAACUUAGAGUAUUUCAGAUGCAAUAUAAAGAAUCAUUAGCUAAAACAAGAGAACGUAGUCGACAAAGUGUUCAAGGUGUUGAAACUAAAUUGGAGGAAAUAGCUACACGUUCGCAUAAUCAGAUAGCUGAGCUAAGAGCAAAAUUAGAUUUAGAAAUAGCCAAAAAUACAGAUUUGGAAACUAAACUUAGAAAUGAACAAGAUUCUAAUCAUUGUCGUCAAUCAAGAUUGAAUGUUGCUUUAGAAUUAGCUCAAAAUGAACUUAAGGAUUGUCAAGAACAAUUACAUAGUAUACAAGCUACAAUACCAGCUAGAGAUACAGAAAUAGAAGCUUUAAAAAAACAAUUACAAGAAAGAUCAAAACAAUUGGAUAAUGCUAUGGCAUCGAAACAAAUAAUUACUACAAUGCAAGAACAGCUAGAAAUGUCAAAAUUUGAAAAUGAACAAUUGAAACAACAAUUACAGAUAAUAAAAUCUGAUUUAAAUGAAACUAUGAUGAACUUGGAACAGAGUGAAGCCCAUGCUCUAAAUUUGGAACAAGCUGCACAAGAUAAAGCUGCUUUACAAAAAAGAUUGCAAGAUUCUCUUGAAAAAGAAGAAGAACAUUUGCGUAAAGUUGGAAAUUUAGAAGAAUUAUUACGGCGUUUGGAACAGAGUGUUACUAAAUUAGAAGCAGAAAAUGCUACUCUUAAAAUGGAAACUAUAUCUCCAAGUCCAGAUAUGAUAUCUAAGAAUGAUAUAAUAAAAAUAGAUAUGCAUUCAAAAGAGCAAAUAGAAAAACUAGAACAAGAAAUUCAAACAAUGAAAGAAAAUUUGAAUGGAGAACGUCAAACUGCAAAGCAAGCACAAAUUAGUUUAUGGAAAAAAGAGAAAGAAUUAUCAGAUGCAAAUUUAGAUAAACGAAUUGCAAUAAGAGAAGCAAAGAAAGCAGAAGAAAAAAUUAAAACUUUACAAGAAGAAAAGCAAAAAUUAAUUGAGAAAUUAGAUUAUAAAGUAAAAGAGGAAGAAGAGAAAUCGAGAAAAUUACUUAAAGAGCUAGAUAGCGCAAAAAUAUCAUUAAAUGACAUUACGAAAGAAUCUUCUAAAAAUAAAAUGCAAGCUGAUUCUGCUCAAAAAGCUUUAACUCAGAUCAAUCAUCAAAUAGAAGAACUUCAAUCUUCGAGUUCUUCGUUACGCAGAGAAUUGGAUGCAGCGCGAAAACAAGCAAGAUUAAACCAAGAUCGGGUGGAUAAUUUAAAUGCAGAAAAUAAGCGUUUGUCACAAAGCAUUACAAGACACAAUGAAGAAAAACAUGAAUUACAAUUGAAAAUAGAAAAAUUAGAACAAGAAAUUAAAAGUUACGAAGUGAACACUGAACUUUUGAAAGAAACGUGCACAGUACUUGAAGAACAACUCACAGAUUAUGAAAGGUUAACGAGCGAUCAUGAAACGCGAGAAAAUAUAUUAAUUCAAGAUAAAAUGAAAUUACAAAAAGAUUUGGAAACAACCGAGGCGAAACUUCGAGAAGCACGUUCUGCUCAAAAUGAAGAAAAAUCAUUAAGAUUGGAAGCAGAACGAAAUAUUGAAAAACUUGAAUCAGAAACGAGUGAUAUAGAAACUGAAAGAAAUAGUUUGAUUGCUCAAAGGGAUCAGUAUAAAAAACUUGUACAAGAAUUAAGCGCACAAGUCGAAGAGUUAUCAAAUAAAUGCGGAGAAUUGGAAUGUGAUCUUUCAGAAAUACAGCGAGUUUUGGAAAUCACCAAAGCUGAAACAAGAGUAGUCAAAGAAGAAAGUAGUCAACAUCUAACAAAGGUUCACGAGCUGAAAGAGGCGAAUUUUGUAUUAAUGAACGAUUUGCAGAAUAAUAUAGAUCAAAGUCAAGAUCUUAGGAUGAGAAUUACAGAAUUGGAAAGUAUUUUAGAGGAAAUGCGACAAUUUUAUCAGGAAAGGGAAGUGAAAGCAGAAAGCACUAGACAACAACAAACAAAGUUAAUAGAUUAUUUGCAAUUAAAAUUAGAAGAGUGUAGUAAGAAGAAGAAAACAGUGUGUGAUAAAAUACUUGGUACUAAGCAAAAAGAGAAUAUACCUCCUAAUGGUAUUGGAAUGCCGGUUGGAUAUCGUGAAUUGGAAAAUCAAUUGGCGAAAGAACGCGCCAAAGUCAAAACGUUGACCGAUCAAUUGUUAGCAUUGAAAACUAUGCACUCUUCAGCCUCCGCACCCUCGUCUCCUACAGCGCCGGAUAUUAAAAGUAUAAAUUAUACUACAGAACCAUCGACCACUUCAUUAUCUAAACGUUUAUCGCCACAAAGGAUUGGUCAUCAUAUUCCACAUCGAUUUGAAGUUGGUUUACCAAUGCGAGCUGGAAAGUGUUCUGCAUGUUUAGAAUCUAUCCAAUUCGGAAAACGAGCAGCCAUUUGCAGUGAAUGUAAAGUAAUGACACACUUAAAAUGCGCUGUUACUAUUUCUGCAACUUGUGGUUUACCAAGAGGUUUUGUUAAGCAAUUCGGUAAAAAUUGGAGAAAUAGUAACGAAAGUUUAUCAUUAUCUGGAAGUGUUCAAACGUUAGCUAUAGAUCAACCAGAUAAAGCUGACAUGGAUGUAUGUGAGACACAGAAUAAGAAUAAUAAUAUGCCAAUGGAAAGUUGGGUGAAAGUACCAGACCGUUCAAGAAAUUGUUGGGAAAGAAAAUAUCUCAGAUUAGAUGGGACAUGUUUAUGCAUUUAUGAGCACCAACCGUCUUCUGGAAUGGCCCCAAUAAAUCGUCUAGAUUUGAUCGAGAAAGAUGGAUUUACUAUAUUAGAUACUGUACACAAUCCAGAUGUAAUAGGAACAGCAAAAUCAGAUAUGCCAUUUAUCUUUAGAGUAGAAUCUAAUUCAUCGACUACUUGUUGGCCGACAUCACGUUUAGAUAUAAUGGCUUUAAGUCAGACUGAUAAGAAAAAUUGGAUGAAAGUCUUGAAAUCUGUUACUAGUCAAAAUAAUAUUCAUAAAAAUAGAAAAUACGAAAUUAUGUUAAGAUUAGAAAAAAGUCAAUUGGAUUUAAAUUGUGCUGUAAAUUUGACUGAAGAGAACGUAUUACUCUUGGGUGCUGAAGAAGGUUUGUUUUCGUACUGUGGUGUUAAAUCACGAACGCUUACUGCAAUUCGUGGAGUGACGAGAGUGCAUCAAUUAACUUUACAUCCCCAUUUGGGAAUAGCUUUAAUGAUAGCUGGAGAAAAUAGGCAAUUAGUAUCUUGUAGUUUAAGACAAUUAAAAAGUAAUGCAGUGGCGGCUGAAUGCUCAAGACCAGCAAUUAAUACAAAGACAAUAUUAACUAGUACUGAUAGUUGCCAUUUGUAUCAAUUAGAAAGAGAUAUGCUUUGCGCAGCAACAACUUCUCACGUAAUAUUGCUUAAAUGGUACACUGAAGAAGGUUCUGGAGAAUUUAUUGGAGUUCGUGAACUUGAAACAUCUGAACCAUGUAGUUGUGCUAUAUUUACACAAAAUGUUCUUAUAGUAGGAUGUAAUAAAUUUUUCCAAAUCGAUCUUACAAAUUAUUGUAUCGAUGAAUUUCCAGAAGAAGACGAUAGUUCAGUCAAAGCUGCGCUAUCAGGAGUAGCUAAAUUAGGCAUUUUUCCAGUUUGUGUUUUAAAUGUUUCUCUUGUACCUGGAAAAGUAGAGCUUUUGCUUUGCUAUAAUGAAUUUGGAAUGUUUGUAAAUGAAAAUGGCCAAAGAACUCGUAAUAUUGAUCCAACAUGGAAUCAUUUACCUUUUGCUUUUGCCUUUCGAAAACCGUAUUUGUUUAUUAUUCAUUUUUCAUCUGUGGAAAUCGUAAAACUCGAUCAGGAGGCAUAUACUUUGUCAACAAAGAAUCCAGAACGAAUCUUAAUCGAAUUAUCCAGUCCUCGUUACUUAGGACUGGCUGGAUUAAAAGGAAUUUACAUAGCAACGAUGAAUUCUUUCUUAGAAUUAUUAAAGAUUGAAGGUUCUUCCAAUAUACCGGAAUUAAAUGGCAGUCUUACAAGUUUGGAUACUUUAGAUCGCGAUGACGAAAGCAGUUCAGAAUUUAGUUUUACUUCGAGCUUAAUGGAGACUUUAGAUGACCAAGGGAAAAAAGUACGUUUUACUGGUGUUGCUAAAUAUUGAAAUAUUUUGAUAUUAAGAGUAAUAUAUAUUGUGUUUUUUUUUAUAUCACUAUAGAAGUUACUAUAGGAGAAUUAAGAUCAAGAUUGUAAAAAUUUAGUA